Molecule: messenger RNA, 1084 nt
Organism: Salvia hispanica
Lineage: Eukaryota; Viridiplantae; Streptophyta; Magnoliopsida; Lamiales; Lamiaceae
Product: calcineurin B-like protein 3
Biological process (GO): calcium-mediated signaling
Molecular function (GO): calcium ion binding; kinase binding
Source: RefSeq, a predicted model, not a curated record
AAAUUGUAAUCAUUCUGAUCCAAUAUUGCGAUUUGCGAACCAUCAAAUUCUUUUUCCCAUCUCUUUUAGGUCCUUUCAACAUUUCUGCUCUGCCCACCGGAUCCGAUUGCACUACAUUCUCCACCCAAUUCAGCUUCACCUCUCUUCUCCUCCACGGCAGUUAUACGAAUUUCAAAUAUAAGAUUUUAAUAGUUCAUUUUUGUCCAAGCACCACAAGUGGAGAAUGAGCCAAAGGUAUGGAGCGUAAUAAUGUGCAUGAAAUACCAUGUUGAAGUGCUUAGAAGGGAUCAGGCAUUUGUGUGCUUCUGUGCUUCAGUGUUGUGAAAUCGAUAGGCAAUCGAGGGGCCUAGAGGAUCCUGAAAUUCUUGCGCGAGAGACAGUGUUUAGUGUAAGUGAAAUUGAAGCACUUUAUGAGCUUUUCAAGAAGAUCAGCAGUGCUGUGAUUGAUGACGGGCUGAUCAACAAGGAAGAAUUUCAACUCGCAUUGUUCAAGACGAACAAAAAGGAGAGUUUGUUUGCAGAUCGGGUUUUUGACUUGUUUGACACUAAACAUAAUGGAAUUCUUGGCUUUGAGGAGUUUGCUCGUGCGCUAUCCGUAUUCCAUCCUAAUGCUCCUAUUGAUGACAAGAUUGAAUUUUCUUUUCAAUUGUAUGAUCUCAAACAACAAGGUUUUAUUGAGAGGCAAGAGGUAAAACAAAUGGUGGUUGCCACUCUUGCUGAAUCUGGUAUGAACUUGUCAGAUGAAGUUAUUGAGAGCAUUAUUGACAAGACAUUUGAGGAAGCUGAUACAAAGCAUGAUGGUAAAAUUGAUAAAGAGGAGUGGAGAAGUUUAGUCUUGCGGCAUCCAUCUCUUUUGAAAAAUAUGACGCUUCAGUAUCUCAAGGAUAUUACCACCACAUUCCCAAGCUUUGUUUUUCAUUCAAGAGUUGAGGAUACCUGAAGUUGGAAGAAAACCCUGCUGUUCAUGUUUAGUUUUGGCUUGUUACUUCAUAUCUUGUCUGUUUUCAGGAAGACUUUGUGGAUUGGAUUGAGUUGUGAUGUUUUUGUUUUGGAGAUGAAUAAGAGCAGUAACUGGUUGGAUGUA